GUGUAAAAACCAUGAAGACAUGGGUUUUAGAAAGAGUCAAGUUGGCCACAAGGGUGGUCGUCAACUCUGUAAGUCCAAACACCUGUCUUCUCAACCAUAUGGGAAGAGUAAGCAUGAUAUAACACAUGAUAACAACUAAUUAGCGGAUUAUCCUAAGCCCUUGACCUCCAAUUUUGAGUUCUAUCCCUAAACCCCAAAUUGUAAACCCUAACUCUAAAUCUCUAAACUCUAAAUCCUUCGAAUUAAAGUAAAUCUUUAAUGAUUUUUAUGAAAAUUCAUGUGCGUUAUUGUUCAUCACAUCAUAAGUGACGAUUGACAUCAUUUUAACAUAAAUCACAUGUUUAAAAUAACGGUUAUGAAGCGAGUGCACUGAAUGCACCAAAUACACCACCAUAUAAUAUGGUGGCUACUUCGGUGCACUUACUUUUUUGGGUGCACUCAGUGCACCAACUCUAAAAGUGUCCAUAAUAUAUCAAAUUUUGAACUUUAAUUAGUAUUCUCAAUCUAAUAUGAUGAUAUGACAUAGAAUCAUAACAAAUCAAUCUAAUACCCUAACCCCUUAACUUUCAAUUUUGAAUCCCAACUCAAAAUCCCAAAUUGUAAACCUAAACCCUAACCCUAAAUCCCUAAAUCCUAAAUCCUUUGAAUUAAAGUAAAUUGUGAAUGGAUUAUUUUCAAAUUAAUGUGCUUCUUGUUCAUAAUAUCAUAAGCAACAAUUGAUACCAUUUUGACAUGAAUCGCAUGCUCAGAAUGACAAUUAUGAGGCGGGUACACUGAGUGCACCUGAAAAAGUGGGUGCACCGAGUACUCUAUAUUAUAUAUAUAUAUAUAUAUAUAUAUAUAUAUAAAUAAAUAUAAGGAACUACUCUUAGUGGUGCAGACACGAGUGUGUAUAAGGCGAGAGAGUUCAAAACCAUACAUGUUCAAUACUAUCAAUGUCUUUGUGAAUAAGAUUCAUACCCAUUCCAUACUCGAUCAAUGUGAAGAAUCGAAAAUUCCACGCGUUGAUUUAACCGAAAGCGGUCAAAUACCCCGAUCAUGGGUUGGAUUACCACCCUUAUGUAGUCGCCGACCUCUCUUUCAUAUAGCAAAAGCCCAAAUUUCCUUCCAGAAGCCCAUUCCGGAAAGCCCAAAUCACAAACCUCCGCAAAAUCAACGAUCAAUGAUUUGUCCAAAAGCCCUCUUUCCUAUCUCUCUCUCUCGCCAGUCCUGCUUCCCACUUUCUGAUCGGCGAAGAGAAGAGCAAUGUGGCGCUCCAUUGAUGCUCACCUCAGAACCGUCCGCUUGCCCCUACGUACUUUCCUUUACGCUCAGGCCAACCCUAAUUCCCUGCUCCACCUUCCUUCUCCGAUCAGGCCUCGCACCGAUUCUCGGUCCCACAGCUCCCUGACCACCUCCGUCGUCUGCUCCGCUCCAUUUCCCGUCCUCGGUUUCUGUAAUGGCGGCCGCCAGGUAGCUGUUACUGGCAUUGGGAUGUGCCGCGGGGGCGGAAGUUUGGUGAUUGCGAGGUGCUUGUCCUCGCUGUCUUCUUCGCUGCGGCAGCAGCCAAGUGGCGGUAUGAACUGGAGCGAGCCGGUGUUGUGCUCUGAAGUUGGAGAUGGUACCGCGGAAGCUGGCGAGGGAAAUGGUUCCGUGGAGGAGGAUGCCAGGCCGGCGAUUCCCGUUCGUGCUUUUUUCUUCUCCACUAGUGUGGAUUUGAAGAGCUUAGUGGAACAAAACAAGCCGAACUUCAUCCCGCCUACAUCGCGUAUGACUAAUUAUGUUCUUCUCAAGUUUGGGGAUCUUUGCUCGACAAGUGGUUUGGGCACUUGCAUAGGAGGGAGUGAUUGCUGUUACAUGGUGGUCUUUCAAUAUGGAUCUAUCGUCUUGUUUAAUGCCCGUGAACAUGAAGUCGAUGCUUACUUGAAAAUUGUCAGAAAUCAUGCAUCGGGAGUGCUCCAUGAGAUGAGAAAGGAUGAGUAUGAGGUGAGAGAGAAGCCGAAUCUUGACACUUGGAUGCAAGCUGGACUUGAUCAUAUAAUGUUGCAGUUUCUGAACAUUGAUGGGAUUCGUACAAUUGGUAGUGUUCUUGGUCAAAGUAUUGCUCUUGACUACUAUGGACGCCAGGUCGAUGGAAUGGUUGCUGAAUUCACUGACAUCAAUCGUGGGAUGGAGAAAACCGGAACAUUUUCCAUGGAUAGCAAAAAGCUUUUCCAAUUAGUUGGCAAAGCAAAUUCUAAUCUUGCUGACAUUAUUCUGAAGCUGGGGCUUUUUGAGAGAUCCGACAUAGCAUGGAAAGAUGCAAAAUUCGGUCAGAUAUGGGAAUACCUCAGAGAUGAAUUUGAAUUAACUCAGAGGUUUGCAAGUCUUGAUUUCAAGUUGAAGUUUGUGGAGCAUAAUAUCCGUUUCCUUCAGGAGAUUCUGCAGAACAGGAAAUCAGACUUCCUCGAAUGGCUCAUCAUUGUAUUAAUCAGUGUUGAAAUCAUUAUAUCUGUUUUCGACAUUUCACACAGGUCAGGAUUCAAGUUGCUCUAGUCUAGAUAUUAUAAGUUUUAGCUUUAAGCUUCUUCGCCUAGAAGGUGAAGGAAGUAAACCCCUAGCUGAUUGAAAUAGGUGCCUCACUCGUUGUAUAUCUAUCUUGUCCUUGUAAAUAAUUGACAAUUUCGAGUUACUCUGGCAUAUGCUUCAGGCUGUCCUUGUGAUCCACCGCUAAUCAAUGAUUCAUAUACCAUUUACUUGACAGACGAAUGUAGCGAUGUAAAUGCUAGAUGCUUGUUUAUUGGAAUUUUUAGCUAAGAUAGGAAUUUUUACCCGGCAUGAAGUUUGAAAUCCUUACAAGUUGCAACAAAAUUGUAUGUGUAGG
Messenger RNA from Linum trigynum, 2842 nucleotides. The record is from the annotation of a GenBank genome assembly. NCBI's taxonomy places the organism in Eukaryota, Viridiplantae, Streptophyta, Magnoliopsida, Malpighiales, Linaceae.